GUCUCGACUGCUGUCAGUGAGGUAAAUAAAAAAUAUGGCUGCUCGCCCUAAAUCUCCCCGUUCUCCAAAAACUCCCGACAGGGAUGAGAGUAUUUGGGAUAAAAUUGGUACUCUGGGCAGGAAGAAGAGGAUCAAGGAAGUGCAAGAGGUUCAGGAGGAAGGAAAGCAUGCCAUCGAUUCCCCAGGGAAUCCCAAUGCUCCCGUAAUCCCAGCUGAGGACUACAACUUGAGUGACAAUGAACAGAGGGCCAUGAUUCAGCCUCAAUCCAUGAAUGAUCCUGCUGUGAAGAAGCUCCUGGAAGUUCUCAUCAAUUGGAUUAACGAUGAGUUGGCGGAUCAGCGGAUCAUUGUGAAGAAUAUCGAGGAAGACCUGUACGAUGGCCAGGUUCUGCAGAAGCUGUGGGAAAAGCUCACUCAUCGCAAACUGGACGUCCAGGAAGUGACUCAGUCUGAAGAAGGGCAGCGGCAGAAGUUGAAGAUUGUCCUGCAGGCAGUCAAUCAUACGUUGGGAUUCCACCACAAGACGCCCAAAUGGACCGUCGAGAGUGUCCAUUCGAAGAAUCUCGUGGCCAUUCUACAUCUCCUAGUGGCUCUGGUGCGCCACUUCAGAGCUCCCGUCCGCCUUCCGGACAAUGUCUAUGUGACUGUAGUGAUUGUCCAGAAGAACGGCACGCAAUUGACUGCACAAAAGUAUCAGGAACAGUUGACGGCGCAGUACGACGAUGUUGGCAUGAGAUGCGAACCGGAUGCCUUCGACACUCUUUUUGAUCAUGUGCCUGAUAAGCUGGCCGUCGUAAAGAGGUCGCUGGUGACUUUCGUGAAUAAGCACCUCAACAAGCUGAACUUUGAGGUAGCAGACCUCAGCACGGACUUCCGCGACGGUGUGUACCUGUGCCUCUUGAUGGGUGUUUUGGGGGGAUUCUUCGUGCCGCUCUAUGACUUCCACCUCACGCCAAAGGACACCGACCAAAUGGUGCACAACGUGGCGUUUGCCUUUGAGCUGAUGCAAGACGUGGGAUUGCCAAAGCCCAAAGCGCGCCCCGAGGAUAUUGUCAACAUGGACCUCAAGUCCACCUUGCGAGUGCUCUACAAUCUCUUCACGCAGUACCGCAACAUCUCUUAAAA
Phlebotomus argentipes is the source of this 1125-nucleotide messenger RNA. RefSeq names its product beta-parvin (gene parvin). Gene Ontology annotation, biological process: substrate adhesion-dependent cell spreading; cell projection assembly; actin cytoskeleton organization. The record is from RefSeq and is a predicted model, not a curated record. NCBI's taxonomy places the organism in Eukaryota, Metazoa, Arthropoda, Insecta, Diptera, Psychodidae. Gene Ontology annotation, cellular component: cytoplasm; actin cytoskeleton; focal adhesion. Bases 35 to 1123 code for a protein of 362 amino acids. The transcript is spliced from 5 exons. Gene Ontology annotation, molecular function: actin binding.